This is a messenger RNA of Armigeres subalbatus, 3289 nucleotides long. RefSeq lists its product as uncharacterized. The record is from RefSeq and is a predicted model, not a curated record. The transcript is spliced from 8 exons. NCBI's taxonomy places the organism in Eukaryota, Metazoa, Arthropoda, Insecta, Diptera, Culicidae. Bases 206 to 3229 code for a protein of 1007 amino acids.
CUCCCUAUGUGACAGUUGUUAAUCAAAAUCCAGUUCAAGCCAAGCGGUUUGGCGAUUUGGUGUUUGAGCGUUUGGUUUGGUUUUGUGAUUUGGUAUUAAUAUUUAAUUUGUAAUAAGCUCAGUGUUCUAUGUUAUGGAUUUUAUCAGUUCCCAUUUUUGAUAAACAAAGAAAGAGUUACUGCUAAAUGUAUAAUUAAAUAGGUGUAUGCUGAUCGCAAUCAAAGACAAAAAAUCAUUCAAUAUGGCUGCUAGCAACGUGUUCGAGAGCGAUUCCUUCAACCGUAAGUUUGUGGACAAGAUAGUGGAAUAUCACGAACGACUUCUGCAAGGCGAUGAAGUAUCCGUUUGGCAGCAGAUCGCUUUGGAGCUGGGCAACAAUUGGGAACUGGACUGCGGCGAUCUUCGCUGGCAGGACCUGAGCCGGCACUUCAAACGCAGCUUGGUAUUUAAGCUGACCCACCGGAAGUGGAUCCCGGAUCAGGGAUUGAUCGAUCGGUUGCAGUAUCCGUAUUUGAGGAAAGUCUAUGUAGUGUCGAUUCAAUUCUACGAGAAAGGCAACACAAACGGUCGAACUCUCAGCAGCAGUGAAAUCGAGGAAAACAGAUUGUUUAUUAAAUACUCACUGGACGGUAGGUACGAUCCGGAAGUGGUGGCGGCUUUCAAACGACGAAGUAGAAAGGGAUCGCGAGUUUAUGUUUAUAUCAAUGUGGGAGAUCCGGUGUACAACUUAUCGGACGAUGGGAAGAAGCUCCUGCUGCAAAUAGAACAUCACCGAAAGGAGCGGCCGCAUUUUAAUGCAGACACAAAUGAGAAGGAAAGCUCGCCUGUGGUGUUAGAUGGUGUUCCGGUGGCCAUCGAAGAUGGAAGUCCUGGUGCGAAACAUUUUUCGGCCCGUGAUUUGCUUGAGAAGGAAUCGUUCACAGUGAACACCCAGGAGUACGAUGACAUUAUUAAGGAAUCAUUAGAACGGGAAGUACCACCAGUUGCGAAAAAGCCACGCAUAGACGAUUUAGAUGCGGUUGAGAUAUGGCUGGAAUCGAAUGAAAUACUAAGCAGAUCUUCGUCUAUUGCCGUCGGGUCGGAAGAUCCUCUCCACAUAUCCUCUAGGAGCGAGCCUGAACGAAUUGGUCAGCCAAUAAAUAUACCAGAAGGUUCUGUUUCAGAUCCUGUAUUUAUCCCGUCAAGUGAUAAACGUCCAGGAAAGAGUUUUAUCUCCGAAAAUCAUUCAUUGACGGCAGAUUCAGUUCAAAUCAAACAAGAAUCUAAGGAUAAAAGAGGAGAUAUUUCAAAGGCCACCUCCAAUGUUUAUGAUAUAUUUACGGACUCCGAAGACGAGGAAGAGCAGAUUUUAAGUAAAUCUGAAUGUUCCAAUAACAGUCAACUAGCAAUUGAAAAGCACGUAGGUGAUCAACGGUCUCAUCAUGAUGAAUCGGUGGCUGGGAGUAAUAAUUCCCCAAUGAAAAGUUGUAUAGAUACAGAAGCGGAGGUUUCUCUUCCCGCCUCUGCCGGAAAUGGUCAACCAAUAAUUGCAACAGAAGAAACGCUUAUUGUCAAACCAGAGCCUGAGGAUAAAAAGGAAGUGAUUCCAACAACUAUCCGUUUAAAUCCUGCUUUUAAUCCAUAUGACAUUUUUACGGAUUCGGAAGACGAGGAUGACGAUGUAGAUAUAUCUGAUACAUCCAGAUUAGUUAGCAACUCGCUGAUUGAUAAUCAGCUAUCUGAAAUCGAUUACUCUACUGAGAAUAAUGCCACAGCUACGGAAGCGCCUAGAAAUAAUCCUGAAAAGGAAUCCCCUACUGUAUCCGCCCAGCAUCAUGCAAUUCAAAGUGAACAUUGUGAAUCUGAUGCAAAUUUGACAAUCUCGGAUCCUUCAAAUCACUCAGACGAUGAAGCAUCCGAAAAUUAUAGGAUGGUGAACCAAAUUCAAGCACCAAUCGUCGACAGUACAUCCGAGACAGAACAACAAACUAGAAAUCUCACUGAUGAAGCCAUCCCUCCACGAGUCCUAACGACAGCGCAUAAAGUGUCAGCUCCAGCGGCAAUUGUGUACCGCAACAGUGCGGGUUCUAGCGGUUUUCCAGUGCUGAACAAUUCACUCGAAUCGGUUCCUCUACACUUUAUCGCCAAAAAACAGUACCUCUUGACUGCCGCGGCAGAAUCAGCCGGUGAUGAUUCGUCAGAAGUUGACAACUCCGUCGUGGAAACCAAUGAAACGGACGUCGCUUCCUCGAACACCGCUACAAAAAGUAGUUCUGGUGAUUCGCAGGCACUCCUUAUAAACACGCCUCACACAACUAGCAAGCAAGGAAACAUCACCAACCAUUCAAUGGAAACAGACAAUUAUUCAGAUCUUCGUACAGAACGUUUCCAGAUCAAUCUUCAUUUCGGAUCUCAAUCGCCGAAUUUGCAGGUCUACAUGAACGAUUUACGAAGCGACAAAUUGAAGACACCAAUUGAACCAGAAACAUCAGAGCCACUCGCCACCAAUGUUGAAUCUCCAUUUUCGGAAGAAAACCACGAUCGCAACCGUAUUAUACCAGUCCAGUCCAAUCCAUCCACCCAAAGUUCCCUUUCAUCAGAAGAAUCCAACAAACUGGUAAUCACUUGGUCGCCGAAAUCUACUUCCAACUCCUCAAACUCAACUCAAAUCCCGGCUGUACUGUCGCCACCCACGGCAACGUCUCCGACAGGACAAAGACUAAUGAGCGAACCCCACGACGCGAUUCGAUCAACUAUCGAAACUCGGUUACGAUUUCAAGCCGUACUGCGUUCGUUGUGGCCAGAACUGUUUGCAAGGAGCGGCAUUUUUUGCGACUUCCAACAUCUAGUGUCGGUGCUGGCGGUGAACAUUUUUCCCCUGUUGCAACCCUCAACCGGCCCAGGCGCUAUGGCCCUACACCGGAUGGUUAGCCCAAUUGCAUGCGGUUUAGCAUACGGAUACUUCGAGCCGAAUGAGAACAGUCAAACGUGCGAUAGAUGUGCGAGAAAUGGAACGCAUGUACGCGUCGAAAAAAAUACUACUGUUCGUCGAAGUGCAGACGAAGACCGCACAAAAAAUGAACGCACAUGUUUAGAAGCGGAAGUUUCCGUUGAUGGAAGUUCAACUUCAAGUGGAGAAAAUCUUACGACAAGUAUUCCAACGAUAAUACUUUCCGAUGAUGAUGAUGAUGAAGAUUGUAUAGUGGAGUUACCUGUAAGAACGAGACGAAACUAUAGGCUACAUCAAUAAACUCCUACUGUUAAAAACAGGUGAAGACAACCAAAAGGAAUGUGAUAUUUAUUCUAUAAA